Molecule: messenger RNA, 2775 nt
Organism: Pantherophis guttatus
Lineage: Eukaryota; Metazoa; Chordata; Lepidosauria; Squamata; Colubridae
Product: vomeronasal type-2 receptor 26-like
Biological process (GO): G protein-coupled receptor signaling pathway
Cellular component (GO): plasma membrane
Molecular function (GO): G protein-coupled receptor activity
Source: RefSeq, a predicted model, not a curated record
AUGGGAAACUAUAUCACUAAAUUAGAUAAGGAAGCAAAUAGCAAAGCCCAUGCUUCAAAACGUACUCUUAAUUCACAGAUAGCUCAAGUGGUCUGGGAGCUUCAAGAUGAAGAAGUCCUACAGAGACACAGGAUUUUACUCCAAGUUGAUGAUAUUUCUUUGAACAGGGGCAGGUGGCAACAGUUGAAUAAUACUGAACUCUGGAUAAAAGAUGAUGGAAAAUCGGUUCAAACAAUUGAUCUUCAUGAGGUGACCGAGAGACAAAAGGUGUCUGGUGGUGACUUAAUCAUUGGUGGCAUUAGUUCUUUUAUCUUCGUGCCUAAAGAUGUACAAAACUUUGAAGAAGAUCCUCAUCAUUCAACUGUUGGUGAACCCCUAAUCCUUACAAAGUAUUAUCAGCAUAUUUUGGCCUUGAUAUUUGCUGUGAAGAAGAUCAAUGAAGACCUCCAGCUAUUAUCUAACAUCACCUUGGGCUUCAGAAUCUAUGAGACUUAUGGUGGAGAAUACACAUAUCAUGCCACAAUGGAACUUUUCUCCAGUCAGAACCAAUUUAUUCCCAACUACAAGUGUGACAUCAUGAACAAACUCAUAUCAGUUGUUGGGGCUAUCGAGCCUGCAAUAUCUUUCGAUAUGGCAGAUAUUUUAGGCAUGUACAAAGUUUCACAGUUCCUAUACGGUCCUACCCCAAGUAUGGAUGGUAAAACUGAUAUCCCUUUCUACUACCAUAUGGUUCCAGAUGAGAAGUUCAGUUUUAGGGGAAUUCUUCAAAUACUUUUGCACUUCCAGUGGACUUGGGUCGGGAUCCUAGUAAAGGGACACGGUGGACCAAAUUUUGAGAAAUUAAUUUUUUCAGAGUUUUCUGUCAAUGGCAUCUGCAUUGCCUUCUUAGAGCAACUCAGGCCAAUUUAUAUUAACAGCGUGUCUGAUGGCCUGAAAUGGCUUGUGGAAACCUUCUAUAUUUUUAUUAACAGCAAAGCUAAUGCUGUGAUAAUCAAUGAUAACUAUGUUCUACAUUUGAGAUGGUUGUUAUAUGUACCUGAAAUGGAAUCAAUAUCUAUAAAGCCUAAAGGUAAGGUGUGGAUUGUGACCAAUCAAAUGGGCCUUGCCUCAUUCUUUUAUCAAAGGACCUGGGAUAUCCAAAACCUCCAAGGCGCUCUGUCCUUUGUGACUUCUUCAAAUGAAGUUGAAGGAUUUCAGCAUUUUCUUCAGACAAGAAACCAUUCUUUAUUCUCUCACCAAGAUGGUUUCAUAAAAGAUGUUUGGGAGCAUGCAUUUGGCUGUGUAUUUUCAAAAUCUUCUUUGAAUGAGGAAAUUGAAGGUGUCUGCAGUGGGAAGGAGAAACUGGAGACCCUUCCUGGGGCUUUUUUUGAAAUGAAGAUGACCAGUCAUAGUUACAGUAUAUACAAUGCAGUGUAUGCUGUGGCACAUGCUUUACAUGCCAUGCAGUUGGGCCAACAACCACACAGGAGAAUAUUGAGUGGCAGGACACUGCAUCUCCAUGAUCCACAGCCAUCACAGCUUCACUUCUUUUUGAAAAGGCUCUCAUUUAACAAUAAUGUUGGACAUAAAAUUUCUUUUGACCAAAACGGAGAAUUGAUUUCAGGACUGGAUAUUGAGAAUUGGAUUACUUUCCCCAACCAGUCCUUUCAUCGAGUGAAAGUUGGGAAACUGGAUCCCUGGGCUAAUGAAGACCAAAUGUUCACCAUCCAUGAGGAAGCCAUCACUUGGCACAGGACUUUCAACCAAACAUUACCUAUUUCAGUGUGUACUGAGAGCUGCCGCCCUGGUUAUUUCAGGAAAAAACAAGAGGGGAAGCCAUUUUGCUGCUAUGAUUGCCUUCCAUGCCCUGAAGAGAAAAUUUCAAAACAGAAGGACAUGGAUGGCUGCUCCAAAUGCCCAGAAGAUAAAUAUCCAAAUAAGGACCAAGAUUCAUGUCUUCCCAAAAAAAUAUCUUUUCUGUCCUAUGAAGAACCAAUGGGAAUAGGUUUAGUCAUUCUGGCACUUGUCUUUGUUCUCUGCACUAUUGUGGUAAUGGCAAUAUUUUUGAAGUAUCAUCAUACUCCCAUCGUCAAGGCCAAUAACCAAAACCUCACCUACAUUCUACUUGUCUCCCUCCUCCUCUGUUUCCUUUGUUCACUGCAGUUCCUCAUUGCACCUGGCAAUAUAAUAUGUCUCUUCAGACAAAUCAGCUUUGGCAUCAUCUUCUCAGUGGCUGUGUCUUCUGUGCUAGCAAAAACCAUCACUGUGGUUUUGGCUUUCAUGGCCACCAAGCCAGGAUCCAGGAUGAGGAAAUGGGUGGGAAGAAGAUUGGCCACCUUCAUUAUUCUUUUUUGUUCCUUGUUUCAAACAGGCAUCUGCAUGAUCUGGUUGCUCACAUUUCCUCCUUUUCCUGACAUUGAUACUCAUUCAGAAAUUGAGGAAAUGAUAAUGCAGUGCAAUGAAGGCUCAGCUGUCAUGUUCUACUGUGUCCUGGGCUUCAUGGGCUUUCUGGCAGCUGCCAGUUUCACAGUAGCGUUUUUCUCCAGGAAUCUCCCCAGCAGUUUCAAUGAGGCCAAAUGUCUCACUUUCAGCAUGCUGAUCUUCUGCAGUGUUUGGAUUUCCUUUGUUCCAUCCUACCUGAGCACCAAAGGCAAAUACAUGGUGGCUGUGGAGGUUUUCUCUAUUUUGGCUUCCAGUGCUGGAUUGCUGGGCUGCAUAUAUUUCCCCAAAUGUUACAUAAUUAUUUUUAAGCCAGAGCUAAACAACAGGGAACAACUUAUUAAGAGAAACUCUUAA